Daucus carota subsp. sativus is the source of this 1720-nucleotide messenger RNA. RefSeq names its product SNF1-related protein kinase regulatory subunit gamma-1-like. Gene Ontology annotation, cellular component: nucleus; cytoplasm. Bases 127 to 1416 code for a protein of 429 amino acids. The transcript is spliced from 7 exons. Lineage: Eukaryota; Viridiplantae; Streptophyta; Magnoliopsida; Apiales; Apiaceae. The record is from RefSeq and is a predicted model, not a curated record.
CAGAAAAUAACGGGUCACUCUUUGACCAUGCACCUGCAUCAUCACACUAUCUUACACACACAACACUAUCUCCACCGUUCAAUAAUUGUCCAGAUAAAAACAAGCAAAGCUCACAUUUCAGUAUAGAUGCAGGAGAUUAGAACUUCAAGAAGAAGUGCAAGUGCAGAGAUGUCAAGCCCAGAGGCAAAGUUGGGUUUGCAGGUUGAGGAUCUGUGGGAUAUUCAAGAACCUCAGCUCAGUCCUUCUGAGAAGCUUAAUGCUUGCUUUGAGAGCAUCCCUGUUUCGGCCUUCCCUCAUGCUGCUGAUUCUCAAGUUAUUGAGAUCAAUUCGGAUACUAGUGUGGCUGAAGCUGUGAAGUUAAUGGCCCAACAUAAUAUACUUAGUGUUCCUGUUGUGGAUGUUGAUGCACCAGAGGAUUCUACUUGGAUUGAUAGAUAUCUGGGCAUCAUAGAGUUUGCUGGCAUUGUUGUAUGGAUUCUGCAUCAGUCAGAAAAGAAGGAUGGAUCACCAAACACGGAUUUCAUACCUGAAUCAGAAGAAAUCAUGAGCCCUGCAAUUGCAAGAGCAGCUUCUGGAAUGUCUUCUCCAAGAUAUAAAGGCGCAAACCCUUUUGAUGAGGCCUCAAUCUCUGGAGACUUUUUUGAGGCUUUGACUAACUCUGAAUUUUAUAAGAAUGCCAAGGUCCGAGACAUAUCAGGGUCAUUUCGCUGGGCUCCCUUCCUUGCUUUGCAGUCAGAAAACUCGUUUUUGACCAUGCUUCUGCUGCUAUCAAAAUACAGAAUGAAGAGUGUUCCCGUGGUUAAUCUUGGGGAAGGAAUGAUCGAGAACAUCAUUACCCAGUCUGCCGUAAUUCACAUGUUAGAGGAAUGUGCUGGUCUGCAAUGGUUUGAAAGUUGGGGUACUAAGAAACUUUCUGAACUUGGUCUUCCUCUGAUGAAGCCUAGUCGUGUCAUAAAGGUGUACGAGGAUAAGCCAGUGCUGGAGGCAUUUAAAUUGAUGAGGCAGAAGGCAGUAGGUGCAGUGCCAGUGGUUGAAAGUGGAGGCAAAGCAAUUGGAAAUAUAAGCAUCAGAGACAUUCAGUACCUUCUACUUGCACCUGCUAUCUAUAAAAAUUAUAGAUCUAUCACAGCCAAGAACUUCCUUUCUGCUGUUAGAAGCUAUCUUGAAGAUAAUCAAAAGUCAUCUCCAGUACUAAGUGAUAUAGUCAUGUGCACAAGGAAUGAUACACUGAAAGAAGUAAUCAUGAAGCUCGAUUCUAUGAAGAUUCACCGAAUUUAUGUUGCUGAAGAUGAGGGAAGUCUAGGUGGCGUGAUCACUCUGAGAGAUAUCAUUUCAAAGCUAGUACACGAGCCUCAUGGUUACUUUGGGGAUUUCUUCGAUGGAGUUUUACCUACACCAAUCAACAGCAGGGUCUGAAGGUUUAAAUCUUGAAAAGAUAAGCUGAUGGGAUCUUUAGUUUAUAUUAACCUCCUUUUUGUUGUAUUUCCUCGGUAUAUUUCUUCUUCCAACUACUUAUCAGUCUGUGUAACCUGAAAAAAGGCAAACGAGUCACUGGAAUCGGAGUAACUUAUGCUAAAGCUUAUUGUAACUUAUCUAACUUUGUCGGUCAUAGUCCUGAGUCUCCUGACUCCAGAACUUCGAAUCAGGAUGUGGGCGGAGAAUAAAAUGCAUAAUUGGGAAGUAUUUUACUUGUAUUAUGUGAAUUAUUGUUUUUUGCUUA